Molecule: messenger RNA, 1708 nt
Organism: Scleropages formosus (Asian bonytongue)
Lineage: Eukaryota; Metazoa; Chordata; Actinopteri; Osteoglossiformes; Osteoglossidae
Gene: commd2
Product: COMM domain containing 2
Exons: 5
Coding region: 103-702 (199 amino acids)
Source: RefSeq, a predicted model, not a curated record
CAUAGUCAUAUGAUCCAGAUGAUGGUUCCUUGGAUUAGCUCAUUCUGAUUUACCCGUGUUUGGAUAUUACAAUUUGAGAAAAGAAAAGGAUUUUAAGGCAACAUGUUGCUAGUUUUAAGUGAAGAGCAUAAAGAGCACCUGGUGUUCCUGCAUGAAGUGGACUCUGCGGUUGUUGGGGAAUUUGGGCGAAUUGCCGUGGAAUUCAUAAGGAAAGGAUCAAACCCUAAAAUUUAUGAAGGAGCAGCUAGAAAAUUAAACGUGGCUGUUGAAACCGUGCAGCAUGGAGUGGAGGGCCUAAUGUACCUCCUUACGGAAAGCUCCAAGCUCAUGAUCUCUGAGGUGGACUUUCAGGACUCUGUAUUGGUGCUGGGAUUUUCAGAGGAGCUCAACAAACUGCUCCUGCAGCUGUACCUGGAUAACAGGAAAGAAAUUCGCCUGAUUCUGAGUGAGCUGGCCCCCUCACUGCCUUACUACCACAACCUGGAGUGGAGGCUGGAUGUACAGCUGGCCAGCCGAGCUCUCCGACAACAGGUGAAGCCUGUGGUGAGUUUCCGGCUGCAGCUGGACAGCAACGGGACGCGUCGCUUCCACGCAUUGCAGACCGAUCCAGCCACCCUACUGCACCUAAUCCAGGAGCUGGAGCAGGCAUUGGCCGAGGUCAAGACCAACCACUGCCGCAGGAUAUUGCGCAAUAUCAAGUAGCCACAACAGAUCCCAUCAGCGUGGCAAAAAGAAAAAACCACACAGCCUACCCUGCAUCAGGGAAAAGAAGGAUGAAGAGUGACAGCUUAUGCCUCUGCACGUCAUUAUCGCUCUCUGAUCACCGCUGCUCUUAGCAAAUUAACCUGGGUGGUAUGCAUUACAGAAUAACAUGCCAGGUGUCUGCAAGUGUUUUAGGGUCUUGGGUGGAGCCAUAUGCCCCAGUUUCCAUAAUGAAAUGGAAUGGAAACUUGCAUUCAGAAAAAUAACUGUACCCCCAUAUAUGAUGCAUUUACUCUAGUUUAAGAUGUUGCCCAGUGCCAUUACAUCUUUAUAGAAUCAUGAUCUGCUUGUGUUUGUGUAGUCCAUAUAUAAAACUUACAAGGCUAUAUUUAAUCACACUAUGAACACAUAGAAUCAACAAAAUGUUAAUGUUGGAGACUUGUCACUGCUGAGCUGGCAUUUCAGGCUCUGUCUCACAAAUUCAUGUUCUUCAUGGUCUUCAUCAAGUAACUGGAGAACUUCAGUUUAUGACUGUGGCCUUUCUUCUUUAGAUUUGCUGAGUGUAACUGAUAACACACUGAGAAUGUACCUCUGUGUUUCAACAUCUUUUUAUCGUAGCUACAAAAAAGCAAUCUGAGUAUUUGAUACAGCUAGUUUGAAAUAUUUCAUCAUUAAAAGUGUUUUCCUUGUGUAGAGCAGUGAUCAUUUUCUCUUACUUAGGACCAAUUCUGAGUUGUUAGAGAAGCUGUGAGUACCAGCUAGACAACAACACUGUGCUCAGUCUGUCUAUUGACAGUUGUGUGGCAGCUCUUUUAAAGGUUUUCUUCUGGGGUUUCAAGUCCAGACAAGCUCUACAGGCCCUUCUACACGUACACUGAUGUACCACCAAAUAAUUGCGUUUUUCAUAUUUAGGUACAAAUGCUGCAUGGCAUGCUGUCUGGAGCCAAACAAGAUGUCUGGAAUUUGUUGUAAUUCUUUAUCUUGCCCUUUUAUAAAUUUCAUGCAU